GGAAAGUUAAUCAGUUCAAUAUUUGGGUCAACUUCUUGAAAAACAUUUAUUUUCAGUUCCCAGUGUUUUAGAAAGUGUUAUAUUAUGUCUCAUUGUUAUUUGUUUACAUCAGGUCACAGGACAGUGUGGCCUGAUGAGAACACGGGUCCGUUCGGGCCUCAGGACCAGCGCUUCCAGCUGCCAGGUAACACAGGCUUCGACUGCCACCUGGAGGGCACAGCGGAACAGAAAAUUAAAGGCCCAGUCCACCAGUCAGUGCCCGAUGUACUGUCUGCCCUCUCCAGCAGCGAGAGGUAUGAGUUCCUCCUGGCUCAUGUUGUCGGAGAGGUCCAAGGGAAAGAGGCCACUCCCCCAGAACAAACGGUCAACAGAACAGAACAGUACUUUGAGAACUCCAAUGUGGAGUGUGCCAUACAGCCCUGCCCUGAGCUGCUGAAGAAAGAGUUUGAGUCAAUGUUCCCUGAGGCCCCUAACAACAUCAUGACGGUUGUCACAGUCACCCAGAAGACGCAGAAUGACAUGACAGCGUGGUGUGAGGCAGUGGACAAAGAGAGGGAGUUGAUGCUAGAUGAAGUGAUUUGUUGUGGUGCCAAAGAGAUAUGUUAUGCCCUGAGGACAGAAGGCUUCUGGGCUGACUUCAUCGACCCAUCGUCAGGCAUGGCGUUCUUCGGGUCGUACACCAACAACACACUGUUUGAGACCGACGAGCGGUACUGUAACCUGGGCUUCAGCAUCGAAGACCUGGGCUGCUGCAAAGUCAUCCGCCACACCUUGUGGGGAACACAUGUUUUUGUGGGGACAGUUUUCACCAACGCACCUCCCGAUAGCCAUAUCAUGAAGAAGCUGCAAGGGAACUUACCCUGAAUGAUGGGAGAGUGUCUGGCAUGUGGUUGCUAUUAUACCUUGAUGUGUCAUGGCUCUACACAGGCCUCAACUACUGUUUGGAGAGCUGUUUGUUGUUCACAUUUCUAUAGAAACCCUCAAAAUAGUACUAUGGUGAAAUACCCACACACAUGGUCCCUGAGGGUUUUACCAUGAGAGUAUAUGUAUUUUUUGUGUCUAUGUGCCAGACAGUGUUUUUUUUCCCUUCGGUGUGUUGUGGUUGAAGGCCUGAUUUUGAAAAGGGUCUCUCUUGCUAAAUAGAUUUUUAUCUCAGAGACUUAACUGUAGAAAUAAAGGUUAUAUUGAAUGUGAAAUAGAAAGUGAUUAAAGGUGGGUUGACUCUGUCCAGUUAGUAGAAUAAGUCAUGUAGUUAGAUAUAAAGACAAUAAGUUAUGUAGUUAGAUAUAAAGACAAUAAGUCAUGUAGUUAGAUAUAAAGCUGGGUUGACUCUGUCCAGUUAGUAGAAUAAGUCAUGUAGUUAGAUAUAAAGACAAUAAGUCAUAUAGUUAGAUAUAAAGACAA
Molecule: messenger RNA, 1404 nt
Organism: Oncorhynchus masou masou (cherry salmon)
Lineage: Eukaryota; Metazoa; Chordata; Actinopteri; Salmoniformes; Salmonidae
Product: cobalamin trafficking protein CblD-like
Exons: 5
Coding region: 85-864 (259 amino acids)
Biological process (GO): cobalamin metabolic process
Cellular component (GO): mitochondrion
Source: RefSeq, a predicted model, not a curated record